Molecule: messenger RNA, 1152 nt
Organism: Papaver somniferum (opium poppy)
Lineage: Eukaryota; Viridiplantae; Streptophyta; Magnoliopsida; Ranunculales; Papaveraceae
Product: glycerol-3-phosphate dehydrogenase [NAD(+)]-like
Exons: 8
Coding region: 1-846 (281 amino acids)
Biological process (GO): carbohydrate metabolic process; glycerol-3-phosphate catabolic process
Cellular component (GO): glycerol-3-phosphate dehydrogenase (FAD) complex; cytosol
Molecular function (GO): protein homodimerization activity; NAD binding; glycerol-3-phosphate dehydrogenase [NAD(P)+] activity
Source: RefSeq, a predicted model, not a curated record
AUGUGGUUGCAGACCCAGACUUGGAACAUGCAGGUAUAUGACAAAACGGAGGAUGCAAACAUGUUGGUAUUUGUUACACCACAUCAAUUCAUAGAGGGUAUAUGUAAGAGACUUGUUGGAAAGAUUAAAGGAGAUGUCGAAGCAAUUUCCCUUAUUAAGGGCAUGGAAGUGAAAACGGGAGGACCAUGUAUGAUCUCUAGUCUUAUCAAUAAACAACUGGGUGUUAAUUGUUGUGUUCUCAUGGGUGCUAACAUUGGAGAUGAGAUUGCUAUGGAGAAAUUUAGUGAAGCAACAAUUGGAUACAGAGAAGAUAAAGAGGUUGCACAAAGAUGGGUUCAAAUUUUCGGGACUCCUUAUUUUCGAGUAUCAGCUGUGAGUUGUAUAGAAGGUGUGGAACUAUGUGGGACAUUGAAAAAUGUUGUGGCCAUUGCAGCAGGUUUUGUCGACGGCUUGGAGAUGGGAAAUAACGCUAAGGCAGCAAUAAUGAGAAUUGGUUUGAAUGAGAUGAAAGCAUUCUCAAAAUUGAUGUUCCCAUCUGUAUGCGACAACACAUUUCUGGAGAGCUGCGGGAUAGCUGAUCUCAUCAUUACAUGUUUGGGAGGUAGUAACAGGAAAGUGGCAGAUGCUUUUGCAAGGAGUGGUGGAAAGAGGUCUUUCCACGAGCUCGAAACAGAGCUGUUGCAAGGGCAGAAGCUACAGGGAGUAAAAACAACAGGAGAAGUCUAUGAGGUUUUGUGCCAACGUGAAUGGCAACAGUCUUUCCCGCUAUUCCAGACAGUUCAUGUGAUCUGCACUGGUCAUCUUCCUCCUUCAGCAAUAACUCAACAGAGACUAUAUGAAAAUUGACCAUAUUGGCAAAGAUUGUGUUUCAAUGUUCAUAUGAAAUAAGAAAUGGAAAGCAUAAAAGGCCAUGAUACAAUCUCCGAUCGAAAUGCUAUGGGUAGUUGGUAAUGUGCCUAUAAAUGCUUCAAGAUUGAGGUAUCUCAAAAUUUUACGCAAAUAUGGCAACAGAGAAAAGAUCGUCAACAACAAAUUUUGCACCACAAAUGGAAUCGUGUUAACUCUGAUUGUGCGUUCUUGUGAAACGUAUUGAUGAAUGAAACUAUCAAGUACUUGUAACUCAAAUAUAGAUGCGGGACAGUAACAGCUACC